Fulvia fulva is the source of this 462-nucleotide messenger RNA. RefSeq lists its product as uncharacterized. NCBI's taxonomy places the organism in Eukaryota, Fungi, Ascomycota, Dothideomycetes, Mycosphaerellales, Mycosphaerellaceae. The transcript is spliced from 3 exons. The coding region runs from base 1 to 462 and encodes 153 amino acids. The record is from RefSeq and is a predicted model, not a curated record.
AUGCAGCCCUUCGCCGAGCAGUUUGUCGCCCACCUCGACACCCUCAGCCCGAUCGAAAUCGAACAGACGAUCGAGGCCGUCCGCGCAGGCCACGAGCAGACUCGCAAAGAGGCACGUAACAUCAACACAAAGCGCUUCAAAGAGUCAGCGAGCCUAAAUGCAGCUACCGGCAGCCAAAGUCACGACGCAAGUAUAGUCGGCGAUGGAGAAGAUGUCGUAUUCAGAGCGGAUGAUAUCGAGAGAGGCCUCGUAGACCGCGCGGAGUUGCCAUCGGCUUAUACGGCUGCUCGAAGGUCAGUCAGCAACUCAUGGCGCAGCAUAGGUGGUGAGCCCUACUUCAAGCACAAAAUGAGUGAGGCCGAGGAGCGCUCCACCACAGUCGACUACGCAGAUCAUAGUCCAUUCUCGCAGUGGCUUCCAUUGUUUGGAGUCGGUGUGAAGCUCUUGCGAAGCGCAGACUGA